Acyrthosiphon pisum (pea aphid) is the source of this 867-nucleotide messenger RNA. RefSeq names its product protein ALP1-like. The record is from RefSeq and is a predicted model, not a curated record. The transcript has a single exon. NCBI's taxonomy places the organism in Eukaryota, Metazoa, Arthropoda, Insecta, Hemiptera, Aphididae. Bases 1 to 867 code for a protein of 288 amino acids.
AUGGGUUUCAGUACAGUAAGAGAAAUAGUUAAAGAAGUUUGUGAGGCAAUAUGGGACAAUUUAGGGCCACUUGUUAUGCCAGAACCCACAGAGGAAAUGUGGAAAAAAGUUGCUGAAAGAUAUAAAACCAUGUGGCAUUUUCCAAACUGUAUAGGGGCUAUAGACGGUAAGCACAUCAAUAUACAGUGCCCUAUUAAUGCCGGAUCCACGUAUUACAAUUACAAGGGAAGUCACUCUAUUGUUCUAUUAGCGAUAGUAGAUGCAGACUACAAGUUCAUUACAAUUGAUGUCGGAUCGUACGGAAGGAACAGUGACGGAGGAAUUUUUUCCAACUCAAUUAUUGGUAAAAAGUUGCACAACAAUACACUCAAUAUACCGAAACCUAAUCCUUUAUUAGAAAAUGGAGAUCCGUUACCAUAUGUCUUUGUCGGAGAUGAAGCGUUUCCAUUAAAACCGUAUUUGCUGCGUCCAUACAGCAGAAAUAGUUUAGGAGACAAUGAACCUAAUAAAAUAUUUAAUUAUAGAUUAUCACGGGCACGACGUGUCGUUGAAAAUGCUUUUGGAAUUCUAGCUGCAAGAUGGAGAUGUUUCCGAGGUCACAUUGAAGUACAACCAGAAUUCGUUGAUAAAAUAGUUCUCGCAUCUUGCUGUUUACAUAAUAUGUUGUGCACAGACAAUGAGUUUGAACCCGACUUAGAAUUAAAUCAAGUUCCAGAAAAUGCUUUUUUAAAUAUAGAUGCUCUACGAAGAAAUAGCACUCGAGAAGCAACUCAAAUUCGAGACGCAUUUAAAGAUUAUUUCAAUUCUGAUGCUGGUAGUGUAGUAUGGCAAGUCGAUAGUGUUAGAAAAGGAAGAAUACAUACUUAG